CGUGGAAAUGCUGAGUUGGAAAAUUGAACAUGCAUAAAUCGAAGAAUAUCUUCAUAUUGUUGACAUGUUUAUUCAUAAUAUUCAGUGCUAAAGUGGUGCGAGGAGACAGUGCGACGAAGUCAUCGGCAAAGGGAGAUGAAGGUUCUUCAAACACAACAUGGAUUGUUACUGCUGUGUUUGGCGUUCUCACCAUCGUAGCUUUGGGCUCAGUUUGUUCAAAGAGAAAUCAACAAACACCACCACCAAGAGUUGCUAAGGAGUCUGUUAGAGAGGCCAGAUUAGCAAGGUUUCAACCUUCUAACACACAACAAAAUAAUUCAGAAAAGAAAAGAGAUCAAAAUGGUAGUCCAGAGACUCAAAUUAAAAAACCAAAAGCCAAACCUCAACUAAAUAUUGAAAUAAGGGAUCCAGGAAAGGGUCAGAAUAAAAUCACCGGAGAUUCAAAUGAUGGAACUUGUAGUGAAAAAUCUGUUAAAUUCGAUAUUGAUACAGCAGAAAAGACUCUAAAGAGGGAACCUCCAAAAAGAGCAGAACUUAAUGUCAGAAAUUCAGAGAAACAGUCAUGCGGCACUUCAAGCCAUGAUUACGAUUCAGAAUAUGAUGAAGCUAUUCUUGCAGCUAUUAAUGAUCUUAAUCUUGACAAUGAAGCUGUUGUGACAUCAAUUGACAGCCAGACACCGGGAUUAGGUGUUGACUCUGGGGAUGGAUCUCAGUUUGUUUUCCCCAGUAUUGAAUCUCAACCAACGUCCACAAUAACAGAAGAAGUAUCUGUAUCCACAACUAAAAGUACACCGUCCAGCUUAAAAAGUCAAGUGCCAAAAGAAAGUCCAGCAGAUGAAGAUGCCAAAGUACCACCAUUGCCAAAUUUGUUUAUUAAUACAUUAUCACACAUUCUUGAUACACAGAUUAAAGUCCAAGAGCGUGAUCGGAAUGAAUCAAGGGAUAGAAAUGUAAUGUUUAUCAAAGAAGCAAAUGUUGCUCAGAAUGCCAAGGAUGUAAGCAAAAAAUCUCUUAUCAUUUUCACGAGACGAAUGGCGAGGGAGUACGUAGGCAAAAUGAGGUAUUGUAUCCAGUGUUAUGAGAGAAUGGGAUGUGUGCAAUUUGGUCGAACAGAAAUUGUUGCUGACAUCAAGACUAGUCUUACAGAUGCAGUUGCCAUGACGAUUCUAUCAGAGUUGAAUGAAGAUCUUCAAGGAAGUAGUGAGGAUGAUCUCUGGUCUGAUGUUGGUGGAAAAAAUAAUGUAGAUGAAUCAGGUCCAUUGACUGAGCUUUUGUUGAGGGUGUCUGGCUGGAGUGAUGAUGAUGUUACCAUAGCAACUGAUCUGUUACAGCACAUCCUCAAAAUGGCAACCAAAGAUGAGUCUAAAGAAAAGGGAAUACUGAAAUUGAUAUCCGUUGCAGCUCAGCAUAUUAAAUCUACAAAAAGAUUAGAUGAAACAAUGUUGUAUCAAAGGAAGUUUUUUCAAGCUCUUGAAAACUUGGCAAGCCAGGCAACAUUCAUCGAGAUCUUGGUGAAGGAACUAAAGUGUGAAAUCGAGAAGAGUGAAACAGCCCUGGGCAUAUAUUUUGAAGAAAAUGGAAUAUUUGGUGAACUUCUUUCGUUGACAACCAUCCCAGUAGGUCUACAGGAAAUCAAGAGACCCGACCCAAUCACUUCUGCUCCAUUCUUGGAGCUGCGAGGUUUUCCACGAGCAUCCUUGGAUGACAUGAAGUUUCUAGAGAACAAUAUUCAAGGUGUAUUUCAUCGAACUCAAAAGAUUGUGUUUGACAUGGUAAAGAAGAUGUUAAAAUGUGAUCGAACAGCUGUACUGUCUUGGUUAGCUGCUGUGGUUACCAGCAAUGAGCUAAGGGCAAGUGCUAACCCCCUUAUACACGAGGAGAUCACUAACACAGCCUGUAGUGAUGGCUUCAUGCUAAACCUAUGUACAGUGUUGCUUGAGCUAUGUAUGCCCUUCUGUCACGAUGUCACCAAGUUGACCAAGAUUGAUGCGAGUUAUGCUGGCUCCACAUCCUGUCGUCUUAACUACAACCUGGAGACAUGCCUGGCCUCGGGACAAAUUGUUCAAGAGGAGAGUGAUAUGAAAGAAAAGGCUGAAUGUGAGAAUGUUCAAGAUAGUUUCAACUUCAUGACUGAGAUUUUCCACAUUACACAGAGAGCCCUCAAUGUUGGAACCUUAUCUGCCACAAAUACAUUUCUACAUAACAAUCAAAGUCUAGCAAGGGCCUUCCAUGCUCAGUGGAAGGGCACCCCACAAGAGCAAGAGCUGAAUAAUCGGAUAAUUUUAUGGGGUAUGAAGUGGGACUGCCAUCUGCUUGACCCAGAGAUGCUACGGAAGACAUCAGAGUUCUACCUGGCACAAGCUCAAUGGCUGUUACUACAGUUAAGCAACUGUGAACAGAAAUCAACAAGUACAGAGGACUUAAGAAAACAACAGGCAAAUGCAUUUUCCCAUGUCCCAGAGUACACAGUUAAAGACAUGGCCCGCUGGUUCAGUUUCAUGGCUAAUAGGGGGCUCCGUGUUCACAAGGGUGUCCUUACAGGGCUACAAAUUUCUCCAUUUAUUGACUGUUGUGUCAUGUUGCUUGAAAGACAUGACUUGAUGCCAGGGCCAGUAUGUGCAACCAAGAUCAUAGAGACACUCUAUGCAUUCAUACAGACAGGUGGCAGCACUAAUGAUAUGUCAAGGAGAGGAGGUUGGGGCAGUGGUCUGAUGUCUGAGCUUGGUAGCAUGGUACAUACAUGUCCAACUGUAAGGAACUCACUUGGACCUGCAUUACUGCAUACAUUUGUCAGUGUAGAUGUUGUUGAGGGACUGGAUGUGGAUAAAGAAGAUUUUGAAAAAUACAGAUCAAGGCAUGAGAUCAGCAAGCUUAUAGAGCAUCUGUGGAACAGACAGGACUGUAGAACAUCCAUUUUGGCACUGUGUGGUCAACCAAUCUUCCAGAAAUUCCUUGGUGCAAUUUUAGAUGAGCUCCUAUUCAUGUUGCAUGAUGGUCUUGGUACCCUGUCUAGUGUAAGACGACUGGAACAGGCUAAAGCUAAUGAAUCCGAAUGGAAUAAACAAACACCACAGCAACAGCAGGACAAGGAGAAGUUCCUGAAAGCUGAGGAAGCCCGUGCUGCUGGUGCCAUGAACAUGGCUAACAAUCUUAUGGCUUUCCUUGAGCUAUUAACCAAGUCAGAAGAUGUUGCCAGGUGUUUGACCAUGCUUCCCUUGGCACAGAGGGCAGCUAAUGCCAUUCUAGGCUUUGUAGAGAAACUGUGUGGUCCGAACUCACUCGACUUCAAGGUGAAAGAUAUGAACAAGUAUAAGUUUACUCCUAGAAUCCUGCUGAAACAAAUAGUUGAAAUAAUCUUGAUGGUCACGCGCGAAGAAUCAUCGCGGUCUGAGGGCUUUCUUGUUUCUAUGGCAACAGAUCCUGAUUUCAACGAUGCUAUGUUUGAGAAGGCGGUUCAAGUGAUAGGAAGAGAGGGACUUACAGAGGAGGCCACAUUGAAGGAGUUCCAGGAGGUUUUGCAAGUGGUAAUCAAGUUAAAGGAAGAGAAACAGUCAGAAAGUCAAGCUGGUCAUCACAUUGAAGCCACUUAUAACUGGGAGGAUGAAAUCACCAAAUUGGAAAUCAAUGAGGAAACUUAUGCUGACGCUUAUACAAAGUCCCUAGAGAACUAUACAUUUGACAGCGCUGAUUUACAGGACUGUCAUAGCUACACCAGCAACUUUGGAGACAAGCCAGUAGACCCAAGAGCUCCAAAGUUGAAGGCAUUCAGAAAGGAACUUAAACAAUUACAGGACUUGCCUCUCAAUAUCCAUGCAGCUAUAUUCAUUAGACAGGAUGAGGAUCGCAUUGACAUGCUACGUGCCCUAGUGACAGGUCCUAGUGGUACGCCAUACAGUGGUGGGUGUUUCUGCUUUGACAUUUACCUGCCCAACAACUACCCAAACAUUCCACCUUUAGUGAAGUUCAUUACAACAGGGAAUGGCACUGUUAGGUUCAACCCUAACUUGUACUCUGAUGGGAAGGUGUGUCUAAGUCUAUUAGGGACCUGGCAUGGUGGCAAUGCCAGUGAGAAGUGGAAUCCACAGACAUCUUCAAUCUAUCAGGUGUUGAUGUCCAUCCAGAGUUUGAUCUUGAUAAGUGAUCCAAUGUACAAUGAGCCUGGCCAAGAAGGUCUACAAGGCACCACUGAGGGAGAUAUGCGUAGUGAGGCCUACAAUCAGAAUAUUCGUCUCUAUACAAUAAGGCAUGCAAUGCUGGGACAGCUACGCCACCCUACCAAAGGUUUUGAGAGUGUCAUUCGUCGACAUUUCAAGGUUCAGCGUGACCUCAUUCUGAAACAGUGUUCUGAUUGGUUAAAACGUUGUGAUGAUUCUGGAAUUGAAAAGCGGAUGAGAAGAUGCAUUGAUGAACUUUGCACUGAAAUAGACAAUAUAGAAAUUGAGGAAGAGGAAACAUGUGAUGAUUCAGAAGAUGGAUCUCUAGAGGAUUAGAAUCUACAAUUACUGCAGAUGACAGAAUGGCAACAUGCAGUUAAACUUUGAAGAUUUAAUAAUUAAGAAAGACACCAAUACAAAUCAUAUUCAAAUUUCCUUUAUAUGUGAUUCCUCAUGGCAUAAUUUCUUUAGGUAAUAAUGAUUCAUAUGUAAUACUUUAUAUUCAAGUUACUUGCUUAUACAAAAAUUAUGCAUAUUUGAAAAAGGCUGCAUUAAAAUGAAAAUUGAUAUUUCUCCAUUGGUGUAUUAUGAAAGUGCUUAAAAAGGCAGC
Molecule: messenger RNA, 4764 nt
Organism: Owenia fusiformis
Lineage: Eukaryota; Metazoa; Annelida; Polychaeta; Sabellida; Oweniidae
Source: the annotation of a GenBank genome assembly